Molecule: messenger RNA, 477 nt
Organism: Rhizoctonia solani
Lineage: Eukaryota; Fungi; Basidiomycota; Agaricomycetes; Cantharellales; Ceratobasidiaceae
Product: dsrm domain protein
Exons: 2
Coding region: 1-477 (158 amino acids)
Source: RefSeq, a predicted model, not a curated record
AUGCCAAUGUCAAUCAACUUCUCUGAGAAAGCGCUCAAAUCGUUGAUGUCACCGCCGCCCCCGGCCCAGCCAUUGAGAGAUCUCAUGCUGACGAUCGGCUCCUCCAAAGACCUUAAGGUUCUUGCAAUGACGGGCCGAGAUCUACUCAAAUGCUGCGUGCGCUCCAGAAAAUUCAAGCCCCCAAUUGAUCCAGACUUUGAGGUCAACGUGGACGAGGAUAUUUCUGAGCGCAAUCUCGCACGGGUGGCUCGGGAGAGCUUGCUACUACAGCGCCUAAAGGUAGACGAUGUGGCUAAUAACCCAAUUGAUGUAGCCCAAAUCUUUUGUGCCUAUGUGGGUGCCACGUUUGCGUGUUCCCUAAAAGAAGAAGGAAGCAAUCAGAUACACGAUUCCAUUAACGAUCUUUGCGUCAUGGUCCUUGACGACAAUGCAAGAGAGGCAGCAGACAGCAAUAGCCACGAGGCAAGAGAAUUUUAA